Molecule: messenger RNA, 1098 nt
Organism: Vespula pensylvanica (western yellowjacket)
Lineage: Eukaryota; Metazoa; Arthropoda; Insecta; Hymenoptera; Vespidae
Exons: 6
Coding region: 1-1098 (365 amino acids)
Biological process (GO): sensory perception of taste
Cellular component (GO): axon; dendrite; membrane
Source: RefSeq, a predicted model, not a curated record
AUGGUAGGAUUGACUCGUGACAUAGAACCUUUUCUACAAGCAUCAAGAUUCUUCGGAUGUGGACCACACGUUAUAACCGAGGAAGAUAUUUUAAUUACGAAACGUGGCAUGAUAUACACGCUUUUAUGGAUGUCCAUAUAUCUGAGUACCUGUAUCAUUGGCCUCUAUUUAAUAAUCGUCGAUACUGAACUCGAGUACAAGAGCUUCUUGUUGACCUUUGCAAGAACAAGUCUAUCUUAUAUUUGUCUCUUUACCGAUGCUAUUCUCUCGAUUACCUGGAACUGGAAGAUUCAUGCUGCCUUCGCCCAAUUACGAAACUUCGAUCGCACCACGAGAUUUAACGAACGUCCAAUUAAAAACAAUAAGAUUCGUCGCAUGUGCCAAGCUUUAGUCUUAAUUACUUUCUUGGUUUGGUUUGCCGUUGGAUAUACGAGCUACUGUUGCGAAGAAUCUGCGCCGAUGUUCAAUGGGAUCACUUAUGGGAUGGUGAACGCUGCGAUAUCGAUGCAGCUAUUGAAAUUUGUCGGAUUGUCCUUUCUCCUCUAUCAAAGAUUUCGAAGGCUUUGUGAGAUAUUGUUACUUUCCGAAGAUGGAAAGAUCAUGGUCCUGGAACGAUCGAGAGUGAAUUUUCGUUUGGAAGAAAUAUGGUGGUUACAUUGUUGCUUGUCGAAUGCGACUCAAAUCAUAAAUUCGGUUUAUGCGGCUCCACUUUUCUUUUGGAUCAUCAGUAUGUCUUUUAACACUCUUUCGAGACUCUAUACGAUCAAUGGAGGUGACGAAUUACCGACUCUUUUGCUGGUACGAGAAUCCUUGUUGAUUUCUGCUUGCGUCGGAAAUCUUUUUUUGAUCAUAGCUAUUUGUCAUGCUACGGCAUCUCAGGCAAACGACGUCGGAAAAAUUGCCUUUUCACCACUUUCCUCAGUCAUCGGAAAACGAAAUUUCACCCAGGAUAACAUCGAGGCUGCGGCAUAUUUUCAGCUAAGGAAAGUCUAUUUUUUCGCUGCCGCUGGCUUGAUUCGCAUCGAUCUGUCUCUUCUUCUUUCCAUAGCUUCGGGAAUAAUGACAUAUCUGGUGAUUCUACAUGCCAAUAACGUGUGA